Molecule: messenger RNA, 2805 nt
Organism: Amblyraja radiata (thorny skate)
Lineage: Eukaryota; Metazoa; Chordata; Chondrichthyes; Rajiformes; Rajidae
Product: cadherin-related family member 3
Exons: 19
Coding region: 1-2685 (894 amino acids)
Biological process (GO): homophilic cell-cell adhesion
Cellular component (GO): plasma membrane; adherens junction
Molecular function (GO): calcium ion binding
Source: RefSeq, a predicted model, not a curated record
AUGGUCACAGUUGCAGAUUCCCUUAAAUUAUUCCUCAUUGUUAACUGCUACACGGGAGAAAUACCAGGUGUCCGUGGAUUUAUCAAAAUACUACAUCUACCUGCGACUGUAAAAAUCAAAGAAGAUACUCCUGCAGGAACUACUAUCUUUAACUUUUCUGUGAAUUCAACAAUCGAUGGGGUAGGACUGACUGCUAAAAUAGCCAAUAGCAAUCCAGUCGACAACUUCUUUGCUGUUUCCGUGGUGGUUGGUCUGCGCUUGGCGGUGACAGUCGUACAAGACCCAGGAUUGGACUAUGAAACUCAAUCUAAUUACGUCUUAUUGAUCUACGUUGAAGAUGACAAGGGCAACACAGACUUUCAAACACUUACAGUUUUACUGGAUGAUGUCAAUGAGCCCCCAAGAUUCCUUGAUAAUCUGGCAAACGGAGUCGUAUACGUUGACUUCCUGGAGAAUUUAGCCGUCGGUGCCUUGAUCUAUGAAGUUAAAGCGACUGAUCCCGACAAAGGUGACGACGUUCUCUCAUAUUCAGUCAACUCCUCGCUGGUUAUCAUUAAUCCUAGUGGGAAAAAUGGGGCAAUUCUCGCGGCAAAAUCAUUUGAUUAUGAGAAAGAUUUGCACAGCUUCAGUGUGAUCGUGACAGUGAAGGAUGUUCUGGGUCAUAGCAUCACAGGGAUUAUUGUGGUCAAUUUAAUUAACGCAAACGACAACUGGCCAGUUUUCAAACAAAAUGAAACAAGAUUUAAUAUUUUGGAAGAAAUGCAACCAAAUUCAGUAAUUGGAAAGGUCACUGCCUACGAUCUAGAUGACGAUAAAACAUCCAGCCGCUUGAUUUAUUUUAUGAGCUCUCCAAACCAAUAUUUCACCAUUAACUCAGUUACAGGUGAGCUGAUUGUAUCAGCAAUAAUUGACCGUGAUAAUGGACCUUUCAGAGAUGUUCCAAUCCAAGAGUUUGAGGUUGGUGCCAAAGACCAUCCUUCCCAAGGGCAUGUAGCUUUGAUGACCAUCAUAGUCAACAUAAGAGAUGUUAACGACAACCAACCCUUCUGUUUCCCACUUACUUACAGUAUUCAGGUACCAGAAACUACUGAAAAGGAUACAACAAUCGUAACUAUAUCCUGCAAAGAUAAUGACGUUGAUCUUGCAAACAGGCAGUUCACAACUUCGCUUCAACCUGGUCUUGGGACUGGCGGGAAAUUUGCUUUGAAUGGGAAGAACAGCACUACGAUUGUGGUUACUGGGGACCUGGACUUUGAAGCUGUUACCAAUCUUGAAGAUGACAAUGUUUACAUGAUGUUGGUAGUUGUCACAGACAUUGCCCCACCUCAUUACCAAGAUACAGUGACCAUCUACAUCACAGUCACACCAGUAAACGAGUUUCCUCCAACCUUUGGCCAGGCAUCGUAUACUUUCAACAUUUCCGAAUUCAGUGGAACAGGGACAAUAGUUGGACAAGUGUUUGCAGAUGACAAAGAUUUUCCACGGCUGAAACUCAUUUACUCGCUUGUCGGAGGGGGAAGCACACUGGGCUACAAUCAGAUGUUUUGGAUCAAUCCAACAUCAGGGGAUUUGCAUCUUGUGGCUCGACCUAACUAUGAGGCAACUGCUCAGUAUUUGCUGACGGUGCAGGCUGUUGAUACAGAUCCCAAGGAUCAAAAAGCUGCUACAACCACUGUCACAGUGAAUAUUCUACCAACCAACGACGAACCGCCCGACUGUCAGCCAAAAUAUUACUCUCUGGCAAUUCUUGGCGACACGCCCGUGGGAACGAACGUUCAAGGCUUCCAGUUAUCCUGCACAGACCUUGACUCGCCCCCUCAGUCUUUCCGUUACUUCAUAACUUCAGGUAACAUCAACAACCAGUUUAGACUAUCUCCGAACGUUGGAUCCAACAUCACCAAGCUAAUACUUGCUCUUCCAUUUGAUUAUACACACGGUGUUGAUAAAGUCACUGAAUAUAAUCUCGUCGUUCAAAUAACUGAUGACAACCUUUUUGCUGGAAGUGCAGACCGCAAAGUCGUGCAGACGGGAAGUGUAAUGAUCAAUGUCAGAAUUAUUAUACCGACACCCAGUACUCCAGAAACAACCACCACCCCAAAUAUAACCUACAUCAGACUAUCUCAAAACACCUACGAUGCAGAUGCUUGGUACAUACCGUUUGUCAUCACCUUGGGUUGUAUCUUGCUGCUUGGACUGCUGACAUAUUUGGCCUACCAUUUGGUUCAGUAUGUCCGCUCCUUACCGAAGUCAUCAAAGAUCAUGAAAAAGCCUCUGGUGGAUGAACAAGAAUCCAAGAUGAAGAAUCAGCACAGUGUGAUUGUGGAAAUGAUCAAGCGCAAUGCAAUCUUUAAUGGAGAAGCAGUUGAUCCAGUCACAGGUAACGUGUAUCAAUAUAACACAAACUCUGGUGCCAGACGUUGGAAGGAUACAAAGCUGCCAAUGCAGAAUUACGGGAAUGCUGGAGAUGAAACCCUUAUUGUUAAGUCCAACGUCAUCAAGACCAACGAGACGACUUAUACACCACAGGGCAACGUGAAGGAGGGGCAUGAAGGCAAGAAUACGCUGCCGAACAUGCCGAGUGACCAACCUUCUGCCAAACCCCCUCCUAAACUCGGGAAACAGGUCAAAGUUGCACCACAAAUACCAGCACCAUCUCAAACUCAAAAUUCUUUGGCUCAUAUUUAGGUUCAAUGAGUUUAGAGUUUUGAGUUUAGAGAUACAGAGUGGAGAAAGGCCUUUCGGCCCACCGAGUCCGGGCCGACCAACGAUUCCCACACACUAACGUUAUCCCACACAAUUUACUAU